GAGCCUCUUUUGUCCGAAGAGAGAAAGAAGGAGAAAGUCCGGCUCCGACGUCGGGAUGGCGCCGCCCAAGCGUGGGAAAGCGAAGGGGGGCUCCGCCGCCGCCCCUCCCACCGCCGCAUCGGCGGAGUCCAAGGUCCCAGGCUGCCUCCGCCUCCUUCCUCCGUCAACGGUUGCCAUUACCAUCCACGCCAAGCCGGGCUCCAAGGUCGCCACUGUCACCGAUGUGGGCGACGAGGCUGUCGGCGUUCAAAUCGAUGCCCCGGCGAGGGACGGCGAGGCCAACGCCGCGCUGCUUGAGUACAUCGGCUCGCUUUUAGGAGUGAAAAAACGGCAAGUAUCUAUUGGAUCUGGUUCAAAAUCCAGAGACAAGGUCGUUCUAGUGCAAGAUGCAACUCUGCAAAGUGUUUUUGAAGCCCUUAACAAGGCAUGCAAAUGUGAGUAGGUAAGGAGCACCAGAGCUCACUGUGGAAAACUUGGAAGUUGUCUACAGAGUUGUUUGUUUUCUCGAGUUUCAUGAGACUUAAUAUAAAUUAAAGUUUGUUUACUA
Musa acuminata AAA Group (dessert banana) is the source of this 547-nucleotide messenger RNA. RefSeq lists its product as uncharacterized. Bases 56 to 442 code for a protein of 128 amino acids. The transcript is spliced from 3 exons. The record is from RefSeq and is a predicted model, not a curated record. Lineage: Eukaryota; Viridiplantae; Streptophyta; Magnoliopsida; Zingiberales; Musaceae.